AUGGCGCCUCUCGGCAGGAAAGCCGGCGCCAUCCAAAAAUCCGUCAAAUCGUCUGAUGCUCGAGAUUUGGAAGCCGUUGGCCCCAGAGUGUCAGAGACUCCGGACCUUGCCAACUCCGAAGUUGAUGCUGUCAAGCGUGCCGCGUCGUUGACCAAGGAUGAACUACAAUUUGCCAUUGAAGCAAGAGCUUCCGGGAUGAUUGAUCAUCUCGUGGAAAUCUCCAAACUCGCUGCCACAGAUGUCAGUUUGGAAGAGGUCAAGUCGGCCACUGAGGAUCACGACCAAUAUGUUGAUUCUUUGGGCAAGAAAGCAUCAGCGAUACAACUUAACCUGGACCGGUGCAAGACACUGAUGCAAUCGAGCGAUAAUUGGGCAAAGGACAGGAUCGAGGCCAAGAAGUCCAAGCUGGACGCGCUCAGAGCUGCGAAAGCACGACUAGAGGCUACCGGCGACUCGAACGAACAAGAACUCAAAGAGGCUAUUGCGCGGCAUUCAUCACGCAUUGAAGAAUUGGUUUCUGGUCCACCCAGUAAUGGAGCCCCCAACAACAAUGAAAGACCUGUGGACGUGCCCAUGUCUAUCGGCGACGACCAUUUCUUUGGCAAGCUUCUAGACAAGCUACAAGCAUUGGGCCUGGAGAUCAAUAUCACUGACAAUGGCAAGACCCUUGUCAAGUCUGCCCGUUACUACUCCAAUCUGUAA
Messenger RNA from Pestalotiopsis fici W106-1, 702 nucleotides. RefSeq lists its product as uncharacterized. The transcript has 3 exons. Bases 1 to 702 code for a protein of 233 amino acids. Lineage: Eukaryota; Fungi; Ascomycota; Sordariomycetes; Amphisphaeriales; Sporocadaceae. The record is from RefSeq and is a predicted model, not a curated record.